Molecule: messenger RNA, 665 nt
Organism: Diuraphis noxia (Russian wheat aphid)
Lineage: Eukaryota; Metazoa; Arthropoda; Insecta; Hemiptera; Aphididae
Product: cysteine-rich PDZ-binding protein
Biological process (GO): cytoplasmic microtubule organization
Cellular component (GO): dendrite
Molecular function (GO): microtubule binding; PDZ domain binding
Source: RefSeq, a predicted model, not a curated record
CCUCCACGGUACCACUGCUUGCUUCCUUAUCAUUUGACACGUUCUUAUCACCUAUUGGAAUUAUCACAUUUUCCYUUUGCUAUGUUUACAUAUUUGCAAUUAUGUUACUGUAAAUACAAACACUGAAACACCGGCGUAUAACAUUUACUUGUUUUAAAAUGGUGUGCGAAAAAUGUGAGAAAAAAUUAGGAAUAACGGCUACUCCAGAUCCUUGGAAACAGGGAUGUCGUAAUGCCAUUGAUACUAAUUCAGUGAGUAAACAAGACAACAAGCAUUUACAAACCAUUGGAAAAAUCAAGACUCUAUCUGGCUCYAAAGUAUCAUCAAAAUCUGCACUCAAGACAGGAUCAUCUUCGGUUAUGUAUUCAUUUGGUGCAUGCAGAAUAUGCAAACAGAAGGUACAUGAACCAGGAAGACAUUAUUGUCAGAGUUGUGCAUAUAAGAAAGGUAUAUGCGCCAUGUGUGGUGUACGCAUUUUAAACAUUAAAUCUUAUAAGCAAUCUGCUACUUGAAAUCAAUUUAAACAUUCAUUGUAUUAAAAUAUUAAAUAUAACAUAGUUGUAACUGAAACAAUUUUACUGUUUUAGAUUGAAAAUCAUUUAAACAUAUUGUAAUAUUAAUGAUUAUAAAUUGUAUUUUUUUAUAAUCAAUAAUAAUUUUUGGAU